AUGAAGGUUCUUGCAGUACUAUGGGCGGUGUGCCUAGUAGGACUCUGCCACAGUGGAAAUGAUGGCAAGGUGGAUGCCUCCACAUUCAAUGUACAAGAAGCCGAAACUCCUAGGAAAGAAUCCCAAGAGCCAAAAGAACAUACUCCUGUGCAUGAUUGCAAAUCCAAGGUUGACGAGUCUCUCUUUGACGCCUUGGAGUCUGUUGCAGACGGUGUAAAGGUUCUGAGGCUCCUAGCAAAGGAAGGUGUUACUGCAAACAAGCUCACAUUUGGAGAGGAAGUGGUAUGGCCGGGGAAGAAGGAUGCGACGUGCCUCCUUGCCACCAUCUACCUUGACAAUGGACAUCCCAGGUUGGCAGUACUUACUACCAGGAAUUCUAAGCAUAAGCAGAGAAAGGUAUAUAGAUACCAUGAUGGAACGCAGUGGAAGGGUUACAAAGAGAGGGGUCAUGAUGCUAGGCUCAAGAAACUAAAGGAGGGUUGUAACUCUACUAUACCUCAACGCAUUGCUCCCUGCAAACUUGAUAUUUUAAACCCUGACCAGACCAAGGUACAUGUAGGUGACCUGCCUUAUAAGGAAGAACAUGAACUAACUCUCAAGAAAUAUUCUCCAGAUACCGGUCGUCAUGUGAGAUCUAUUGUGGAUGCUGGAGCGAUUGUUUGGGAAGCUGACGAGUAUCAAAAGUGUAUAGACGUAAAGUCUUACACAAGGGGAGACUCCAUACUACUUGCAAUCAAGGUGGAGGAUUUGGAUGAUUUGGAGCAUAAGUAUUUUGAGAAGCUAAAUGGAGCAUGGAAUGAAGUCGACGAAGAUGGAUUUAAUGACAAGGUUAAUAUAGUAAUGGGAGGGUUAAUGGAAUAUAGUGGAAAUGAGGUACAUUCUGAAACAUUACAUCCUGUUGGGGUAUCUACAGAUGACCAUGUAGAUGUCCCACCUCAAGGGUCUACUCUCCCUCCCCAAGAAGUAACUACUCCAUCAAUUCAACAUGUAGAGCCUAAGGUUCCAAUAGAGCCUACUACUGAACCAAAAGUAUCUACCUCUGAAAAAUCAAAUGAGGUAGAAGACUCUGGAGAGACUCCUGUAGAAGAAGUACAGCCAGAAGUUGCUCCUGCAGAAUCUCCAGAGGAUGAUGAACCUGGGAAGGAAUCAGAAUCUGAUGAUAUGGGAGAGUCUCCUGUUGUAGAGUCAGAGUCAAAGCUGGUAGCUGUAAAAGAGUCUGAGCCAGUCACAAAAGAGCCAAAUUCUACUGAAUCAUCACCUUCACUGGGAGAUAGUGAGACCUCUCAAGAAGGAAAUGGUGGAGAUACUGAUGAGGAAACUCAAGAGCCAGAGGCUCCAAUGGAGGAUGAACAGGAUGAUGAGGAAGAGGAGGACGCUACUGCUGAUGGACAAGGUAAUGAGCGGACGUAUACAGAAGAGGAGAUAGCUGAAUUCAAGAAACAUUUGAUUAAGCUUGCCUCGAAAGUCGAUAAGAACAUAUUCAAGGUAGAUGGUAUAAAGGAAGAUAACCUCUUUGCUCUUCAACUUACUCCUAAAGAUGCUAAACCAGUAACUCAUGUUACAUAUGGUGAAAAGGAAAUAUGGUCCGGCAGCACGCUCUUUAAUAAAUCAAAUUUAGUGGAGGCUAUAAUAUAUUUUUAUAAGGACAUUCCAGCAUUGGUUACCAUCAAGGCACUAAAAGGAAAUAAUGAAUUUAUGGUAUAUAAAUUCAGUGACUCUGAAGGGUUUUGGUAUGAUUCCGAAGAGAAGCAAUUCAACAAGUUCUUGGAGGAUACUAAAAAACAGGUAGAGACGAUUAAAGCUAAAGAAGCUGAGAAAGCUGCUCAAGAGGAGUCUACUAGCCAGGAUGCAUCCAGUUCAGAUUCUCAACCUUCAGGUGAACAAGAGGAUGUUAGUCAACAAAUUUCCCCUGAAGCUACUGGACAAGAAUCUGCAGAACCUGCUGAACCUGAACAACUUCUAAACCCCUUCCUUUCCAAAGUAGAUGCAUCCCUCUUUCAUGUAGAAGAAGAUGAGGAAGAUGGCGUCAAGGUUCUUAAACUCACAGCCAAGAAGGGCGCUGAGGCUACCAAGCUAGUGUACAAUGGAAAGGAGAUCUGGUCCGGUAGUGCGUUCAUUGGUACAACAUCAAACUUGGUGGAGGCUCUGAUAUACUUUUACAAGGAAGUCCCAGCAUUGGUUACUAUCCAGACCAUUAAAGGAGGUAAUAGGUCCGUUAUUUACAAAUUCAGUGAUACUGAGGGUUUUUGGCGCGACUCUAACGAAGAGGGAUUCAAAAAGAUGUUGGGGGAUACUAAAAAACAAGUAGAGAAACUCAAAGCUAGAGAAGCGGAGACUCCUAAAGAGAAUGGCUCAGAGUCCAGUGAACCUAAGGAUACACCUGAAGUUACUACUAUUCAACCUGAGGUACAACGUAAUGUUGGCAUUUCAUCUGAUAAUUCUAUUCCAAGUAGACAUAAUGCCACCUCCAACCCUAAGGACGGAAUUAAACCACCGGCGACUACAUUGGCAAAUUUUAAUACGUUUGGAAGAUUUGGAUCUAUGUAUAAUAUUACCAGUGAAAUAUCCUCCAAACAAGACCUACUAGACGUUUUCGGGGAGGCAUUAAAAUUUUUGAAGGAUAAAAAUCCACUAUCUUCAGAGGUUGAUAAAAACGAAGCCCCUCCUAAAGUGUCCACUAGCUCUUCCUUGGAUAAAGAAGAUAGUAUGAGAAACACUCGGCUAACUCCAUCAAAACCUCUCGAUCCACCGGGUCCACUAGUCCUUGACCUUUCAGUGGAGUCUGCUGAUGAUAAGGUUACCCUCUACAAGAAUGAUAAUGGUGAACUAAAGUACAGAGCAUUUACAUCAGAAAAUGGAAACUACUUUGAAAAGAUUUUACAUUAUGGAGUUGUAAUUUGGGAAGCUGAACCUGGUCAACGCGGAACGUUUGCGUCUUAUCAUUCUAAGGAAGAUGCUAUGCUUGUUCGUAUGUAUGUUCAAACAGAUGGACACGUUGAAAGGAAGUACUUUGAGAAAACUGCUUAUGGGUGGGCAUCUAUUGAGAAGGAGGAUUAUGAAAAGAAACUAAAGGAUCUCAGGAGUGGUGUGACUAAUCAGUCUUCCUUACAAGGCUCUGCUACUCUUCGGACUGAUAAUCCUACUGUAGUACCUUCCAGUGAUGAGUUUUCAGAAGCUCAAAUGGUUAAACAAGGUGGUACUACUCCUAUCACCCUUGAUCUUGCAAGCCCUAACGAAUCAGAGAUAGGGAUUUUGGGAUCUGACACUAAUGAAGUCUCUACCAAGACAUAUUCUCCAAAGAAGAAUGUUAAGAUUACUUCUGUUGUUGACGGUGGACUGCCCAUAUGGAAGGCUUCUGGAAACGAAACCUUUUCCUCCGCAAAAUUAUCAUCCAGGGAUGGAUACUCAUUGCUUCUCAUUUAUCUCAAAGAUACUGGAAAUAGUUUUGGUAAGCAUUUUGAAAAGAAUGCUGAUGGAUGGACACCUAUUGAUGAGAAAGCAUAUAAGGGUAAGCUACAGGACCUUAAGAAUGGUGUGACUAAUCGGGUGUUUAUGAAUCUCUUCUACCUCAUUAUAUCCUUGUCUCAACUCAUACCAAUUCUUCGUGUGGAAUCUCCGAUAACCUACUUUGCACCGCUUAUUCUUGUCCUUACGGUUUCUAUUUUAAAGGAGGCAAGUGAUGACUAUAAGCGUUUUCUGCGCGAUCGUGAGGCUAAUUCGCAAAAGUAUGAAAUUCUAAGCAAAGACGGUUUAAUCGAGGUGAACGCAGAGAAUAUACAAUUGGGUUCUAUUAUAAAGCUCAGAAAAGACCAAAGGGUCCCCGCAGAUUUAAUAUUAUUGAGGACUUCAGAGGCAAACGGAUCUAGUUUUAUCCGUACAGAUCAGCUAGAUGGUGAAACUGACUGGAAGCUAAAAAGGGCAAUAUGCACAACUCAGUCCCUGAAAAGUUCUUCGUCAAUGUUAGAUUUACAAGCUGUUUGCUGCGUAGAACCUCCAAGACAAGAUAUAUAUUCUUUUAAUGGGCAAAUGACCUUUUAUUUCCCGAAUGAACCUCAAAAUAAAGAGGUUGAUGAGAAAUCUGAUGCAGAAAAACUCUUGCUCAGCAAAAGGACGGAAACAGAAUUUGCACAGCAUGCAGAUGGUGUGGACGUUGUAAAAAUGUGUGAACGCUUGGAGGAAAGGAAAAGCGUGGAUUACUCAACUGAAAACUAUAAGGUUUUAGUUGAGCCUGUUUCUGUUGAUAAUGCUAUAUGGAUGAAUACCAUCGUUGCAUCUGGUACUAUUUAUGGCUUGGUUAUCUACAUAGGGAAGGAAGUUAGAGCUUGUUUAAAUGCGAAAAGAGCUAGAUAUAAAAUGGGAUGUUUUGAUAAGGAAGUUAAUUUAAUGACAAAAGUUUUAUUUGCUAUUUUGGUGGCACUUUCAUUUGCUAUGGUCAUACCCAAUGGAUUUGUUGGCCAAUGGUACAUUUGGGUUAUCAAGUUUUUACUUUUGUUUUCCACUAUCAUUCCCAUAUCUUUGCGUAUAAAUUUGGAUUUGGCAAAAUUCGUUUACUCCCGUACUAUUGCAAUGGAUAGCGAGAUACCUGGAACUGUUCCACGUACUACAUUGAUACCUGAAGAAUUGGGUAGAAUAAGUUAUUUGUUGACGGAUAAAACUGGGACAUUGACACAAAAUAUAAUUAAUUUGGAAAGGAUCCAUAUUGCGCGUGCAUUGUUUCAGGUGGAUGAUUUGCCUCUAAUUCACAAAUAUGUGAACAAUUAUUUUGCAAAUUAUUCACUUUCAAACAUGGAUGAGGCUCUACAGGCACCUGAAUAUGAAGGUGCUACGCAAGUAAGGAGCAGAAGAAAAUCAGCAAUUCAUUCUCCUAGUGUAAAAGUCAGCCAGACGAAUGAGAUUGAGACAAAACUCUGUUUGGCAUUACUAUCGUUGGCAAUUUGUCACAAUGUCACACCGACAUCAGAUGAAAAUGACAAACUUGGAUACCAGGCGUCUUCUCCAGAUGAAAUUGCAUUGGUCUCAUUUGCAAGCAUGUGCAACAUACAGCUCAAGGAAAGAGAUGAAACUAAUAUUGUCCUGCAAAUCAAUGGGAAUCUGCUCCUUAGAUAUAAAAUUCUAAUGAUGUUUCCCUUUAGUUCUGAAACGAAGCGUAUGGGAAUCAUUAUAUCGGAUGAGGAUGCAAAUAUGAAGUUCUUUUUUUGCAAGGGAGCAGAGUCUGUGAUGAUUCCAUUUCUUCAGCCAAGAGGGUCUGUAUGGCUCGGUGAGGAAUGUGAUAAUAUGGCUAGAAUGGGUCUUCGUACAUUGGUUUUCGGUUACAAGAUUUUGUCGGAAAAUGAUUACAACACAUUCCAAUCCAGAUAUGAAGAUGCUAGAUUGAGUAUCAAGGAUCGUCAGGAAAGAAUUCGCAAGGCCAUCUCUACACUUGAACAUGACCUGAUACUCAUUGCACUAACUGGUGUUAGAGAUAAGCUACAGCCACAUGUUAGGAGUACAUUGGAGGCACUUCGUAAUGCUGGAAUCAGGAUAUGGAUGUUGACUGGAGAUAAGGUUGACACUGCACGUUGUAUUGCUAUAUCUGCUGGAAUUAAGGACAAAACACAUUCUGUGUUUUUGAUUACUAGUGAAAUGUACACUACGGUUGAGGAGAUUAGAAACCAACUUCAAAUAUUUUCAAUGGGACCUACUUCUACCCUUUUAAUUGUAGAUACAGGUGUAAUUUCUACUAGUAUUAGGGAAUUCCCCAACUUUUUCAUCCAAGUUGCGAGCAUGGCCCAUGCAGUGCUUUGCUGUCGUUGCACUCCAUUCAUCAAGGCUGAACUUGUACGACUCUUGAAACUAAGUGGAAAGAGGACUUGUGCAAUUGGAGAUGGAGACAAUGAUGUACCAAUGAUUAUGGAGGCUGAUGUUGGUAUAGGUAUAGUUGGAAAGGAGGGACUCCAAGCGAGUCUCAGUGCGGAUUACUCGAUUACUCAAUUUUCGUAUAUUAAACGUAUAGUAUUGUGGCAUGGUAGGAAUAGCUACAAGAGAUCUGCCGCGCUUACUCAUUUCAUCAUACACAGAGGAAUGAUUCUGACUGUAAUGCAAGCGAUUUUCUCAGCAAUGUAUUUCUACAUGCCCCUUGCAUUCUUUCAGGGUUGGUUACAGAUUGGGUUUUCCUCCUAUUAUACUAUGGUACCGAUCUUUUGUCUAAUUCUAGAUCAGGAGAUUGAGGAAUCUGAUGUCUUUUUAUUUCCAGAACUCUAUCAGACACUGCGUACGGGACGUGUAAUGUCGGUGAAGACGUUUUUAAUUUGGGUAUGGAUUUCGGUGUUUCAAGGAGGGGUAUUGAUGCUUGGUGCCAUUAUACUUUUUGAAAACUCACUCUUGUCACUGGUGGCUAUCGCAUGUACAUCACUAUUUGUAUUGGAAUUGCUAAAUUUAGCGAGUGAAUUGCACACAUGGCACCCACUCACUGUGGUUAGUAUGAUUUCCACAGCCAUUGUAUAUUUCUACUCUAUCCUCAUUUUGAGGAACUACUUUGAUUUCGUUUUUAUUGCCACCACAUCGUUUGUAUGGAAGGUUAUUGUGAUCACACUCGCAGGGUGGCUCCCUGUAUACAUUUUCAAGAGUAUACAAACAGCACUCCAGCCACCACAAUACACUAAACUAGCCAUUUAA
Theileria equi strain WA is the source of this 6654-nucleotide messenger RNA. RefSeq lists its product as uncharacterized. Lineage: Eukaryota; Apicomplexa; Aconoidasida; Piroplasmida; Theileriidae. Gene Ontology annotation, biological process: phospholipid translocation; retrograde vesicle-mediated transport, Golgi to endoplasmic reticulum; endocytosis. Gene Ontology annotation, molecular function: ATP hydrolysis activity; magnesium ion binding; ATPase-coupled intramembrane lipid carrier activity. The coding region runs from base 1 to 6654 and encodes 2217 amino acids. Gene Ontology annotation, cellular component: plasma membrane; endosome; trans-Golgi network. The transcript is spliced from 2 exons. The record is from RefSeq and is a predicted model, not a curated record.